Molecule: messenger RNA, 2704 nt
Organism: Grus americana (Whooping crane)
Lineage: Eukaryota; Metazoa; Chordata; Aves; Gruiformes; Gruidae
Gene: ARL8A
Product: ADP ribosylation factor like GTPase 8A
Exons: 7
Coding region: 282-842 (186 amino acids)
Biological process (GO): protein transport; anterograde axonal transport
Cellular component (GO): lysosomal membrane
Molecular function (GO): GTP binding; GTPase activity
Source: RefSeq, a predicted model, not a curated record
GGCGCGCGGGCCCCACCCGGCGCGCGCGGGGCUCGGGGCGGCGCGCGGCGGUGCGGCAGGAGGGUGCGCGGCGCGCGGACAAUACCGGGGCGGCGGCAGCGGCUCGGCCUCGAUCGGCUCCGCCCGGACCCGCUCGGCUCGGCUCGGCUCGGCUCGGCUCUACUCGGCCCCGCGCGGCUCGUCCCGGCUCGGCUCCGCCCCGGCUGGCCCCGCUCGGCCCGGCUCGGCUCGGCUCGGCCCCGCCCCGGCUGGCCCCGCUCGGCUCGGCCCGGCCCGGCACCAUGCUGGCGCUCUUCAACAAGCUGCUGGACUGGUUCCGGGCGCUGUUCUGGAAGGAGGAGAUGGAGCUGACCCUGGUGGGGCUGCAGUACUCGGGCAAGACCACCUUCGUCAACGUGAUCGCGUCAGGACAAUUCAACGAAGACAUGAUCCCAACGGUGGGCUUUAACAUGAGGAAAAUCACCAAGGGGAACGUUACCAUAAAGCUCUGGGACAUCGGCGGCCAGCCGCGGUUUCGCAGCAUGUGGGAGCGGUACUGCCGCGGAGUGAGUGCCAUCGUGUACAUGGUGGAUGCCGCCGACCAGGAGAAGAUAGAGGCCUCCAAGAAUGAACUGCACAACCUGCUCGACAAGCCGCAGCUCCAGGGCAUCCCGGUCCUAGUCCUGGGGAACAAGCGAGACCUGCCCGGUGCCUUGGAUGAGAAGGAGCUCAUUGAGAAGAUGAACCUCUCUGCCAUCCAGGACCGAGAGAUUUGUUGCUACUCCAUCUCCUGCAAAGAAAAGGACAACAUCGACAUCACCCUACAGUGGCUUAUCCAGCACUCGAAGUCUAGGAGAAGCUGAGAUCCUGCAGACCACGGCUCGGAUCGGGAAGAUGCCAUUGUACAAGCCCAUGCCCCUUCUCUCUCCUGCUCUGUCCCUCCAGCUCUCUAGAUGGGUAUUUUUAGGGGACCCCAGACUCCGCUCGCAUUGAGGUGGAGCCCUUGUUUUUAUUGUAAAGAAAACGUCCGACUCCGCCCUCCUCUCCUCUCUGUCUCUUCCUCCCAUUUUGGCACUGUUCUGUUGUUGUCUGUGUAUACAGUAUAUAUAUAUAUGUAUAUAUAUUUUAAUUUUUUAAUUUAAGCGAUAGCGCUGUUACUAAACUGGGCCCUGUGAGUGGUAGGAAGGCUGUGGGCUCCCCGAGGCCAGCCGAGGGUCAACGCUGGGAGGAAGAUGAGGGUGGUGGCAGAAGGCUGCCCCUUGGGGAUGGGGCUCUGCCAGGCUGUGGGCAAAGUCCCCUGGGGGUCCCUCGUCCCUUCCUCCCUUCCCUGGGUGUCCUGCCUGCACCCCUGGGCAGGGAGCAUCCCCGGCCUGCCUUGCCCUUCCCUGGGCUUCGACCCCACAAGCAGGGUUUGGGGGGAGGCGGUGCCGCCCCCCCGGGGCUCCUCACCCCUUUCGGGGGGACAGGGAUUAGUCACGACCCGCUGCCUCCCCCCCUGCCAUCACCUCCAGCUGCCGUGCCACUGCCCCAACCCCUCCUCUCUGCCCUGGGCCGCUCGUCCCUCUGCCCCACGUUCCCCCCCAGCCCCCGCACCCGGGCCAAAUCCUGCCCCGCUGCCCAGUCCUGCUGCUUUGCUGCGCUGGGGCAGCCCUCUGAGGGGCUGGUGCCAGCACGGAGGGGCCCAGCAAUGCUCCUGCCCCCUCCCUGCCCCAGCUGCCCCUGGAGGUGGCUCGGCCUGUGUAGCCUCUCGGGGCGACUGUGCUGGCCCCCCACGUGCCAAAAGGCAUCGCCUGUGCCCGGCCGGGGGCUGCUGGCUCUGCCCCAGCCAAGGGCAUCGUGCAGGGGUGCCGGGGAGGGGGGGACACACCUGCAGACACCUAUGGGGCCAUGUGCCCCUGCAGUGCUGCCUGCCAGAGCUGGGGGGGGGGUGGCUCCAGGACGUGCCCCCGCUCCCUGUGCCCUGCUCCCUUGCUGGCCCCCAGCUCUGCUGCCCUGGGUGGGGGGGGACAUGAGGGCGGGGGGACACGGGGCGGCGGGGCUGGGGUGGGCAUGGUUGGGUUGUUGUCUGCAGGUGGGGAGAGGGCGAGAGGAAACUGGGCGGGGGGGGCGGUCAGGAAGGCUUUGCCCAUCUGUGGCAUGUGAUGAGUUGCUGGGUCUCUGCAGGCACAACCUGGGGGCCUGGCCAGGUUGGUUGAGGCCAGUUUGGGGGAGACUUAGCUGGGCUGGGGGGGAUGUGCUGGCAUCGGGAGCGUGGGUGCGUAGUGGGGUCGGGUCAGUGGCACAGCGGGGAAGCAGCUGCCUGUCCCCAGCUCAGGGCUGGGGGAGGGUGGCGGUGGCCCAGGGGCAGGGGGCUGCAGGGCCCCUUCCCCUGGCUCGGCUCCAGGGCGGUGAGGCUGGAGGUUUCUCUUCUGUUCUUAUUUUUGCAGAAUUGCACAAAGAGAGGUUUUCUUUUUUUCUUUUCUUUUCUUUUUUCUUUUCUUUUCUCUUUUCUUUUCUUUUCUUUUUUCUUUUUUCUUUUCUUUUCUUUUCUUUUCUCUGUUCUGUUCUGUUUUUUUUAAUUUAAUGAAUUGUAAAGUGUUGUCACCCCCCAACCCCCCUUUUUUUUGUUUUAAGAGAUAUUUUGGCUCAGAUUUGACCUCUGUUGGGAAAUGAUUCUUGUAACUGUACAAUUUUUUUGCCUCCUAAUAAUAAUAAAUUAACAAUUUUGCGUUGGGGGGUGUGGUUG